This is a messenger RNA of Phytophthora infestans T30-4, 1209 nucleotides long. Its product is annotated as glucokinase, putative. The record is from RefSeq and is a predicted model, not a curated record. Gene Ontology annotation, molecular function: glucokinase activity; D-glucose binding; ATP binding. NCBI's taxonomy places the organism in Eukaryota, Oomycota, Peronosporomycetes, Peronosporales, Peronosporaceae. Gene Ontology annotation, biological process: glucose 6-phosphate metabolic process; glycolytic process. Bases 193 to 1209 code for a protein of 338 amino acids. The transcript has 4 exons.
CAAGCGUCUCUCAUGUCAGGUGACCUCAUUAUCUCUGGAGACUGCGGCGGCACCAACACGCGGCUGACGCUAUGGCUCAUCCCCAGGGGCUCUGUUGCCUUCACCGGCUCCGUCGCCCCCGGUGAGAUCACGUUCGCCAGGAAGUACCACAACGAGAAUUACGGGAGCUUCUCAGAGGUCUGCCACCUCUUCAUGAAGGAGGCCAGGAUGCGAGAGAGACUCCCCGUGGCUUGCGUUCUGGCCUGCGCCGGUCCGAUCCUAAACAACACCGUCGAAUUUACCAACAUCAAAGAUGGCUGGAAAAUCGACGGUCCUGGUUUGGAAAAAGAGCUUGGGAUCACCACAGUGAAGCUCAUCAACGACUUUGCUGCAAUGGGGUACGGGCUCCUCACUCUGAAGCCCCAUGAGUACAUUGUACUCAAUGAGGCUGAGAAGGAAGAAGGGAUGCCUAUAGCCACAAUUGGAGCAGGGACGGGUCUGGGGGAGUGCUAUCUCACCGCCGAUAAACACGGCGAGUACUCGUGCUACGCCUGUGAAGGAGGCCACACAGAUUUCGCCCCCGCCGACGAGAUAGAAAUCGAGCUAUACAAUUCCAUUAAAGAGGAACUGGGCUGCAGCCGACGUUUCUCGGUCGAGCGCAUUGUCAGUGGCCCUGGAUUGGCCACAAUUUACAAGUUUCUGGCCAAGAAAUUUCCCGACAAAGUGGACAAGAAGGUGCACGACGCCUUCGUGCGCGCCAAGUCGCUUCAAGGGAAGAUUGUGGGCGACAAUGCCAAGACGAACGAGCUAUGUAACCAAGCCAUGGAGAUCUUCGUCGAUGCUUAUGGACGCGAAGCUGGAUGUGCCAUGCUGAAAUAUCUACCUCGUGGUGGAUUUUACAUCACCGGCGGCUUAGCACCCAAGAACUUGGACUAUUUCACCCAGAGGGACAUUUUCCUUAAGGCGUGUUUUAACAAGGGACGGGUGAGUCCGGCGCUGAAGGCCAUCCCGAUCUACCUCGUACUUACGGAAGAUCUGGGCGAACGAGGCGCGCACUACUACGCGUAUCAGCUGCUGCAGACGUACAACAACAGCUUGCUGGGCAACAUCGUCCAACGUGAACGUGUGCAGCGCAAGUUUGCCACGAUGGACCACUUGGCGCUGUACUCGACCGUCGGAGCUGUGGGUGUGGCUGCGGGUGUUGUUCUCGGGAAUUUACUGCGAAAGUAA